Messenger RNA from Corticium candelabrum, 570 nucleotides. RefSeq lists its product as uncharacterized. Bases 1 to 570 code for a protein of 189 amino acids. Lineage: Eukaryota; Metazoa; Porifera; Homoscleromorpha; Homosclerophorida; Plakinidae. The transcript has 3 exons. Gene Ontology annotation, biological process: double-strand break repair via homologous recombination. Gene Ontology annotation, cellular component: nucleus; cytoplasm; chromosome. The record is from RefSeq and is a predicted model, not a curated record. Gene Ontology annotation, molecular function: nucleic acid binding; ATP binding; 3'-5' DNA helicase activity.
AUGUCGGAUAUCUACGAAGCCAUUGAGUAUGCACGAAAGCAGCUUGGGUUUGCAGACUUGAAAGAUAAGCAAUUGUUGGCCAUCAAACACUUCGUCGAGGGAUCUGAUACAUUUGCAAUACUGCCUACCGGUUAUGGCAAGUCCGUUAUUUACAGCUUGCUUCCUGUUGUCUUUGACAGAAUGAGAGGCCAUUGUGGCAGUAUUGUUGUGUGUGUCAGCCCACUAACGUCACUCAUGAUUGAUCAGAAAUCCAAACUGCUUCCUAGAGGAUUGAAGUGUGAAUUUGUAGGAGAAGCUCAGACUGAUGACAACGCUGUGGGGGAAGUCUUGACAGGCAAAGUGCAAUUAGUUUUUAUAAGCCCAGAAAACCUUUUGGGCAAUCCUACUUUUCGAACAAUGUUUUUAAAGAAGAUCUACAAAGAUAACCUUGUUGCUCUUGUCAUUGAUGAGGCCCAUUGUGGGAGACAAGUUUCGUGUGGCAUUCGCUAUGAUAGGAACUCUUCGAAAUUUACUUCCAGAAAAGACUCAGAUCAUGGCUUUGUCAGCUACAGCAACCAAACCCACAUAUGA